Messenger RNA from Salvelinus namaycush (lake trout), 2122 nucleotides. RefSeq names its product forkhead box protein J3-like. Lineage: Eukaryota; Metazoa; Chordata; Actinopteri; Salmoniformes; Salmonidae. Gene Ontology annotation, cellular component: nucleus. The record is from RefSeq and is a predicted model, not a curated record. Bases 65 to 1870 code for a protein of 601 amino acids. The transcript is spliced from 11 exons. Gene Ontology annotation, biological process: regulation of transcription by RNA polymerase II. Gene Ontology annotation, molecular function: RNA polymerase II cis-regulatory region sequence-specific DNA binding; DNA-binding transcription factor activity, RNA polymerase II-specific.
CAGUGAGCGAAAGGAGAGCAUCUCCCCACCCUGCCCCUGAGUCCCCCAACCCUUCACCACCAUCAUGACCUCUGAACUAGGGAGCAGCCUUACCUCCAUGGACUGGCUUCCCCAGCUUACCAUGCGGGCGGCCAUCCAGAAAUCCAAUGCCGGGCACCAACACCACACUCACGUGUACCCCCAUGGGCAUCAUGGCCACGGGCUGGGAAAGAAGAAUGCCCCGCUGGACCAGGGAAACAUGCUGGACCAGGAGGAGGUGGCCCAGCAUAGGGAUGGCAAACCACCCUACAGCUACGCCAGCCUUAUCACCUUCGCCAUUAACGGCUCGCCGCACAAGAGGAUGACCCUCAGCGAGAUCUACCAGUGGAUCUGUGACAACUUCCCCUACUACCGGGAGGCUGGCAGCGGCUGGAAGAACUCAAUACGGCAUAAUCUGUCCCUGAACAAGUGUUUUCUCAAAGUGCCUCGCUCUAAAGACGACCCUGGGAAAGGGUCCUACUGGGCUAUAGACACCAACCCUAAAGAGGACACACUGCCCACCAGACCAAAGAAGAGGCCGCGCUCUGGAGAAAUGGCCUCCACCCCCUACAGCCUGGAAUCGGAGUCCCUGCGAAUGGACUGUAUCAUGUACGGAGAUGCCUCUCCCACUCUGGCAAUCAACACUGUGACUAACAAGGUAGUGUUGUACAAGACGGAGCAGGAGGACAGCGACAGCCCCAGGAGCAGCCUCAAUAACAGCAUCUCUGACCAGAGCCUGGCCUCAGUCAACCUCAACAGAGUAGGCAUCGUGCACAGCUACACGCCGGUCAGUAAUCACUCAGAACCCUCCUCCCAGUCUCUGAGUUUAAAGCUGCAUCCUCCCCCUCCACUUCCUCCUCCUCCCCAGCCCCAGUACAACGUAGCCGAGGGGGACAAGCAGCUCCUCUUCUCCGACUUCGAGGACCUCAGUGCCUCCUUCCGCAGCCUCUACAAGUCUGUCUUUGAGCAGUCCUUCAGCCAGCAUGGUCUCAUGGGUAUGCCCAGCGAAUCGAGCCAGCAGCCACGGACGUUGUGCUCCUACCAGCACUCCCCUGGCCGGGGCAGCAGCAGGGGCAUCAACGCCCACAACCACCAACACGCACACAACCACGGUCACCGCCAUAACCACCACCCGCCCCACUCGCAGCACCUCUCUCCCCACGCCACACACAACCAACACCAACCUCAUCAACACACUCAGCACAGGCAGCACUCAUCUCAGCACACACAGCACCCUCAACACCGCCAGCACCCCAACAGUGGGCAGCAGCAGUCACAGCACCUCCAGAGCCAUACUGGCCAGCCAGCACAGAUGCCCUGCACCAGCACUGGUCUGUCAGCCGACUGGUACCCCAACUUGGACUGGCUGAAGGAGAGCUGUCGCAUCGCCGGCAGCUACAACUGGGCUGACGUGGACCUCGCUCCAUUCCAAGGACUAAAGGAAAGCAUGAGGCAGGCGGAGCUCAACAACUGGUCCCUGGACUCAGCCCAGAUAGCCGACCUGUGCUCCUCCAUCAACCAGUUCUUCACCCGCACUGGGGUCAUCCCACCACAAGGCCCAUUGCAACCACAGCCACCCCCGCCUGCCUGUCACGGCCCCAUGCACACCAGCAAGCCCAGUCAGCACAUCAACACAGGUAAUCCGUAUAUGGACUCUAGACAGAACAUGUCUUCAAUGUUGGGACCCCCGGGUUACCCCCACAUGACCCCCAUGAGCACCGCAGGCUCCACGAUGACAGGGCUCCAUGGCCAGAUGAACCAGCAGCACAUGAUGCCACCUGGACACUACCAGAUGAGGAGGCUGCCUACCGAAGACAUCCAGGACGACUUUGACUGGGACUCCAUCGUUUAGAACUGCCCCAAGGAGAGGAAGAACGAGGGAUAGGGAAAGAGGAUCAGAAGAGUGGAAGAGGAUUGGGACCGGCCACAUAUGCCCUUUGGAGAAAGAGAGACAUUACAGGAGAGGAGUGUCAAUCACCUGAUUUUGGUCUUUUUAUACAAGAGUGUAGAGUGACUUUGAAGACAAUCAAACGUAAAGAGAGACUAGUCAACGUUUACCACUGGACAAGUUAUGGUCAUUUUGUCGAGAAAAAAUUACAUUUGG